Messenger RNA from Epinephelus lanceolatus (giant grouper), 4826 nucleotides. It is a transcript of the gene nrg1, whose product is annotated as neuregulin 1. The record is from RefSeq and is a predicted model, not a curated record. Lineage: Eukaryota; Metazoa; Chordata; Actinopteri; Perciformes; Serranidae. Gene Ontology annotation, biological process: animal organ development; intracellular signal transduction; activation of transmembrane receptor protein tyrosine kinase activity. Gene Ontology annotation, molecular function: chemorepellent activity; protein tyrosine kinase activator activity.
CGGACACACCACCAGACAGGAAGAGAGGCAGAGAGGGAGGAGGCCAGAGGCUGCCCUGCUCACCACUUGGAGGAAAGACUGAGAGAGGAGGGGUGAGGGAAGAAAAAGGGGAGUAUCCCGUCUUCUCUGCCCUUCUGUGCUACUGCAGCCCUCCCUCCCCCUCCCUCUCUCUAUGAUUCUCUUUCUCUCUCUUUCCCCUUACUCAUCUGUUUCUGUGGCUGUGCUGAGAGGAAGGGCACCUGCCGCUCCCUGAUGAUUCAGCCUUUCAGCUACUUGGAGCUCCACAGACAAGACAGCAUGUCCCUCCUGCCACUGCAGUGCCUGGCCGUCCUGUCCUCUGCAAUACAGCUACUGCAGCUGGCCCAUCACUUCGACACUGCCUCUUCUGCCCUAGUGCUCAGGUGAGUGAGUGAGACUGUUACACCACUGCUCCCUAGCAGACUAUGCAGAACAUUUAAGGAAUCGAAUCCUCUGGAAAUCUUCUUUUGUUUUUGCCUGCAGCAAAUUUAAUGAUUCUAUUUAUAGACUGAUGCGUUUCCUGUGAGAAAGCAUGAGUAAGGAACUCCUCUCCCUCAUGCGCAGAAGGCUGUCUACAUACCUCCCAGACUCUUAACAAGGUUGGACUCACUCUGAAUAGCUUUUGUACCUCUCUGAAAUCCCAGCUCUGACUCUGCAGCCUCAUGAUGGAAAACAUACUCGAGGAGACUGGUGGCAGACAGCCACCGUGUGAUGCUCUAAGUUAAUAGUUGAGGUGUUCAGAGACCCCUCAUCCAGCAGUUAAACAGGAUGACUGAGGGAAUGGAGGACUUCUCUGCAGGGCCAGCUCCCCCUCCUGGAUCGGCCUCCCCUACCAGCUCUACUGUUGAUACUGGACAAGUCCCAGAGGAGAAACCAGAGGAGACAGAGGCAGCUGGUGAGAGCGGGGAGGAUGGCGCAGAGGAAGGUGGUGAUGGGCAGCAUAUGGGGGCUUUGGGAAUUGUGGCCUUGCCAGGGACCUGCUGUGUGUGCAUAGAGAUGGAACGGAUUAACAAUUGCCUGCACUCUGAGAAAAUCUGCAUUCUUCCCAUCCUGGCCUGUCUGCUUAGCUUAGCCCUCUGCACAGCUGGCCUCAAAUGGGUUUUUGUGGAUAAAAUCUUUGAAUAUGAACCACCCACACACUUAGAUCCUAAACCCAUUGGACAGGACCCGAUUAUCAUAUCAGUUACCCCCACGCUGGGACUAACUAUGUCGAUUCCUCAUACAUCUACGUCUUUUGUCUCCUUGACCACCGCCAUUACCCCAGGACGACCUGAGGUUUUAAUGGAAGAGAAAUCAACACGAGGGCCAUACAUGCCUCAGUCCCCACGAGUGACUCUGUCUGAUCCCUCUGUUACACUGAAAUACAACGCUGAACGUCCUACCGUCCCAAAGCAGACUCUCCACCCUCAGACAACACAGGAAUUAAACAACGUCAUCAUCCCAACAAUCUCUGCCACCAGCACCGCCACUACAGCCAAGACCUCCAGUCAUGUGACGCGCUGCACUGACAGCCAGAGGAACUACUGUGUUAAUGGAGGGGAAUGCUUCACCCUUGAAAUCAUGCCAGGCAGCACAAAGUUUCUUUGCAGGUGCUUGGCGGGAUUCACUGGGCACCGAUGUGAACAAGCUGUGCUUAAGAAAGUCUCAGACCCAAAACAAGCUGAGGAGCUGUAUCAGAAACGUAUUUUAACAAUAACAGGAAUCUGCAUUGCACUCCUAGUCGUUGGAAUCAUGUGUGUGGUUGCCUACUGCAAAACAAAGAAGCAGAGAAAGAAGCUCCAUGACCGUCUGAGGCAGAGCCUGAGGAAUAAGAGGAACAACAAUACCAAUAAUGGUGCUGGCCCCAAUCUGGCAAGCUCAGCCAGAGGACGUCAGAUUUCGAACUUGCCUCUUAAAGAUUUGCAGCUUAUCAAUCAGUGUAAUGGGUCAACUGUGCAGCAUGCAGCUGAAGGGGAGACAGAAACAACCUUCUCCACAUGCAAAAAUGCUUUCUCUGCGUGUGAACCCACCACAUUCACCCACAUCUCCAGCCAAAGGUUUGUAUCUGACAUGACAACCCAGCCUCAGCUGUCCCCGGAGUCCCGGACCUUUCCUGCAACUCCAGGGUCUCCUCCAUCAGAGAUGUCAGCACCCCUGUCCAGCCUGGCUAUCUCUGUUCCCUCAGUGGCUUUAAGCCCCUCUGGAGAGGAGGAGCGUCCCCUGUUGUUGUCAAACACACGUCAGCCACACAAGUCCUUGAGCCGAGAUGAACAGAAGAGGACCUCAGCUCACUACAACCAUGGCCAUGAGGCACAUAGCUUACCACCAAGCCCACUGUUUACUAUGGAGAAUGGUAACUACCAAAUCAUAGGAGACCAUGACAACCCAGCUGUCAGCCAUAUGUUCUUAGCAUCACCUGAGAAGCUACUCAAUACAAACACCAACACCAACGACUACAGCACCAAAAGAGUCACCAAUGGCCAUGUGCUGCAAAAUGUGGAAUCCAGUACUGACAGCAUGCUAGUGAGCGAAACAGAGGAGCCUAAGGGGGAACACACACCCUUCAUUACUUCAGAUAGCAUCACAACCCUGUUGCUCAGAGCUAUGGACAUGAGCAGGACUAACCCAGCAUCACCAAAUGAUGACCUGCAAGACACGUCAUCCAGUCUCACCACCAAACAAGAUCCAGUCGCUGUGUAAUAUUAAAUUGCCGAGAAUCCUUUAUGUUGAGAGAAAAAUGGAAUAGUCACUAUUAAACCUUUAUUUUAUAUAAGAUUAUUUGCUGUGUAAAGACUUUUAAAGAGAAAUGGAAAAUUAAACUUUUAUUUUAGUGAUGUAGUAAAUAAAGAGUUUUAUAAAAAAAGAAAAAAACAUGUACAAAUAUGUUCAUGUCUUGUAGGUAAAGUGCCAUACACUAGUAUGUAGCAACAAUUCACAGUGUAUUUCAGUGCAGAAAAAAUAUCAGUGGUGCCUUUCUGUUGAGUAUGCUUAAGGGAACUGCAACAUUGCAUACUGGGCCAUAUAUUCACCAUCUUAUUCUUCCAGUUAACAAUCAAAAAUAACUUGCUGGCUGCUUUUAACGUCCUGCAGUUAGAAGUGCCCACUGACAUGACAGUUUGUUAUUAAAUUUAUACGAGGUGCAUGCUACGUCUCAAAAUGCUGUGAUGGAAUAAUGAGCAGUUUAUGUGGUUUCCUCUCCAGCCAUUUUACCCGACCAGUCAAUUAUCUGAUGUCCUUUUCUGCUGAAAUACAACACUGAACUUCAACACCUGGACUGAUGUUUAUGAAUAAAUGAUUAAUUACCUGCAUUUGAUGAGAGAUGGAGAAUGUUUGAAGCAUAGUGAUUUUAAUCAUCACCAUCCAGAAUCCUGCUGGUGAAUGAAUAUAAUAACUGUUAGAUAAAGGUGCAAUCACUAAAGUCUGGCUCUGUAGUGUUACUAAUACUGUCACUUAUAUGCUUAACAUAACUCCAUAGAUUUGUCUUUUGAGUAAAUUCCACACUGGGAUUUGAUCUACAUUUCAAAUUUACUGUUUCUAUGUUACAGGGGUACUGCACUGGUGUAUUGCACUUAGAUAAUGUUUAUAGACUCACAAGGGACAGAUUUAAAAAAAAUAAAAUAAAUAAAGAGAAUGGUCAGAGACAUCAGAGGAUGGUCAAUGAGACAUCAGAGGCCUAAAUACGCUGACUUAGUCCUUUGUAAGAGUCAAGCUCAAUGCUGGAUCCUACAUUUCCCAUAACGCUGGAAAGUAUCAUUUUGAAUGUAAAGUUUAAUUUCAUUCUAUGCUGGCAGGUAUCCACAUCUUCACAGAGUGCAGACUGACUCAAGUCAGGUGCUGCCAUCAGAAAAAAUAACUACUCGCAUGAAGACCAGCAGUGCUAUGCAAUGCACUUCAAGAGAACACUCCAGUUACUUGUGCCCUCCAUCAGCAGUACUGAAUGAUAUUACUGAUUGCAUCUUUAAAGGCAAGAAUAUCUGCAAAGUGUGUACUGAAUGGAAGACUGAAGAUAUGGCUCAUUUUGUCCUUCGUAAAGACAUCCAUGUGUCCCUGAGUAAUGCAUUUUGGGGAUUCUAAAAAAAAUUGCUAAAUAUAUACAUGAUGAUUAACUGAUUUAAUUUGUUCACUCAUAUCUCUGUUAUGAUUGACUUUUUUUGGUCUAAAUUUAGCUUGUUACAAUUUCCAAAAAAAGCAAGUGCACACAUGCAGUAUGCACUUAUUUUUCAACUACCUUAGCUUCAGUUCACAUGUGCAGUCUCUUAUGUGUGAUUUAAAAAAGAACAUUUUGUCAAUGUCUGCUAACGUGAACAUAGUUUAUAAAAAUCUGCCAAAGACUGUCACCACUUCUUGACCCUAGAAUAAACAGAUUUUAUUGAAGUAAAUUUAAAAAAGCAUUAUUGGGCUCUGUAAUCAACCAUAGUUUGUUGAAAUGUAUUUAUGUAGAAUCAGCAGUCAGCCUAGCAUCUGAGUAUGAUGUUAUAGAUAUGCUGCUCCAUGAUUAAUGUUUUAAUGGUGGCCAUACUUAUGUAUUUUAUAUUUGCAUUAAGAUUAUUUAUUAUUUGAUUGGUAUUUCCUGUUCAUUACAAACAUUAAUUACUGAUUUUAGUAUAAACAUUUAUAUUUUAACAUAUAUAUAGCCAACUGUCACAUGGUUAUUAGUACGAAAUAGAAAAUAACUACUUGCAUAUUUUGUCACUUGUAUGCUUAACAUAACUCACAAUGCAUUGCUUUUAGGUCUAGGAGUGUCUUCAAAUGAUGUAAAUACACCAUGGAAAACUUCAGUGCUGUUGUUUCUUAUUAAAUAUUAAAUCAGUUCUGUGUUUUGUGCCUCA